AUGUUUAAUAAUGCAAAAAAAGUUUGGGUUCGGGAUGUUGAUCAUGGUUUUAUUCUGGGACGAAUCUCAGAUAUUGGUUCAGAUAGUGUUAGCGUACAAUUGCAUCCAAAUAAUAAAACGGUAGUAACAACAUACGACUCUGUCUUUGCAGCUGAAGAAUAUGAUAAAGAUGUUGCAGAUAACUGUGCAUUAAUGUAUUUGAAUGAAGCAACAUUAUUGAAUAAUUUAAAAUUAAGAUAUAAAAAAGACAAUAUCUAUACAUAUGUUGCCAAUAUUCUCAUCGCUAUUAAUCCGUAUAAAGAUCUACAAGGACUAUAUUCAAUUGAAACAGUUAAAAAAUAUAAUGGAAAGUCGUUGGGUGUUAUGCCACCGCAUGUAUUUGCUAUUGGUGAUAAAGCUUAUCGUGAUAUGCGUGCUCUUCGUCAAAGUCAAUCGAUUAUUGUUUCUGGAGAAUCGGGCGCUGGUAAAACGGAGUCAGCUAAAUAUGUAUUACAGUAUCUUACCGAAUCGUAUGGAGUACAUAGUGGUCAAAUAGAAGACAGAAUUAAUAAAUCUAAUCCUUUGCUCGAAGCAUUUGGAAAUGCAAAAACGACGAGAAAUAAUAAUUCAAGUAGAUUUGGAAAAUUUAUUGAAAUUCAUUUUAAUGAGAAGCAACGAGUUGUAGGUGGUUAUAUUUCUCAUUAUUUAUUGGAAAAAAGUCGCAUUUGUGGUCAAAGUAAAGAUGAACGAAAUUAUCAUAUAUUCUAUCGUUUAUGCGCUGGUGCACCAGAAAGUGUUCGAAGUGCUUUAAAAUUAGGUUCACCGGAUAGUUUUCAUUAUCUAAAUCGUGGUUGUACACAGUAUUUUUGUAAUGCACAAUCUGAAAAACAAUUAUCACAAAAUAGACGAAGUCGUGAGUUUGUUUCUAAGGGUCCUUUACGUGAUCCACAAUUAGAUGAUACCAAUGAUUUUAUGGAAUGUGAUAGAUCAAUGGAUCAUAUUGGAUUAACUUCAAAAGAUAAACUUAAUAUUUAUAGUACAGUAGCGGCUGUAUUACAUUUAGGAAACAUUAGCUUUGAAGAUGAUCCGGAAAGUACAAAAGGUGGAUGUAAAAUAACGGCAUCUGGUGAACAGUCAUUGGCAAUAACAGCUGAAAUGCUUGGACUUGAAGUUCGAGAUCUUCGAAUGGCAUUAAUAACACGUGUUUUAAUGACAAAAACAAGUAGUAGCCGACAUGGAACUGUUAUACCUGUCCCGUUAAAAGUUUAUGAAUCACAAGGAGCUCGUGAUGCAUUAGCCAAAGCUUUAUACGUAAAAUUAUUUGAUCAAAUUGUUAGUCUUGUUAAUAAAUCCAUUCCAUUCAGUUCAUCAGUUAGUUACAUUGGAAUAUUAGAUAUUGCUGGUUUUGAAUAUUUUCAAAUAAAUAGUUUUGAACAGUUUUGCAUUAAUUAUUGCAAUGAAAAAUUACAACAAUUUUUCAAUGAAAGAAUUCUUAAAGAGGAGCAAACAUUGUAUGAGAAAGAAGGUCUUGGUUUGAAAAAAAUUAGUUAUAUUGAUAAUCAAGAUUGCAUAGAUUUGAUUGAAGCUAAAAUAACAGGUGCAUUCGAUUUAUUAGAUGAAGAAAGUAAAUUACCCACACCGAAACCAGAUCAUUUUACAGCUGAAGUACAUAAUCGAAACAAGGGACAUCCAAGAUUAGAUUUUCCACGUAAAUCAAAAUUACGUUCAAAUCGUGAAAUUCGAGAUGAUGAAGGUUUUUUGAUUCGACAUUACGCUGGUGGUGUUGUUUAUUCAACGGGACAAUUUUUAGAAAAGAAUAAUGAUGCCUUACAUGCUUCGUUGAUUGUUCUUAUUCAAGAAUGUAAAAAUUCAUUUGUGAAAAAUUUAUUUGCGGAUAGUCCAGAAUUAUUACAAAUUGGAAAAUUAAAUUUUAUUAGUGUAGGAAAUAAAUUUCGAUCACAAUUAGCCGAUUUAAUGACUAAAUUACGUAGUACAGGCAUUAAUUUUAUUCGUUGUGUAAAACCAAAUUUAAAAAUGGUCUCGGAUUUAUUUGAAGGUAGUCAAAUAUUAAGUCAACUUCAAUGUAGUGGAAUGGUAUCGGUAUUAGAUCUAAUGCAACAAGGUUUUCCAUCUCGUACUCAAUUUUCUGAAUUAUACAAUAUGUACAAAUCUUAUUUACCAAAGGAAUUAGCACGUUUAGAUCCACGUUUAUUUUGCAAAGCAUUAUUUAAAGCAUUAAAUUUGAAAGAUGCUGAUUUUAAAUUUGGUUUAACAAAAGUCUUUUUUCGUCCAGGAAAAUUUGCUGAAUUUGAUCAAAUAAUGAAAUCGGAUCCCGCAAAUCUUGCAGUAUUAAUAUCGAAAGUAAAAAAAUGGCUAUUAUGGUCAAGAUGGAAAAAAGCACAAUGGUGUGCAUUAUCUGUUAUUAAACUAAAAAAUAAAAUUAUUUAUCGUCGACAAUGUUUAAUUCUAAUACAAAACCGUGUUCGAAUGUGGCGUGUAUACAAACAAUAUGCGCCAAGAAUUCGUGGUUUGGUCGAAGUGAAAGCACUUCAUCUUCAAGUAGCAUCAAUGGAACAAAUUAUUAACGAAAUGAAGGUGAACAAAGAGCAACCUGCUAAACAAGUGCAACAACUUCGACAACGUAUUGAUGAAUUAAUUGUAAAAAUAAUGAAUACCCCAAUGACUUCAAAGCAAAUUCAGAGUGCAUACAUUGAUUUAUUUGCUUCAGUUGAUCGAGAAUUACGCUCGUUGAAACAAGUACUAGAACAACAAAAAAUUAAAGAAGAAGAAGAUCGUUUAAGAAAAAUACAAAAUGAAUUAGAGAGAGAAAAACGGAAAAAAUUAGAUGAAGAAAAACAAACGAUACAAGACACAGAAGAUUCUAAAAAGAGAUCAAUGAUGGCUGCUAGACAAAAAGAACAAAUAAUGCUGAGAAAGGGCGAUGAAAAUCAAAAUCGUAUGUUAACAAAAGAAACAGAAGAAGAUAUAAAAUAUAGAGAAUCAGUUGAACGUGAACGACGGGAUUUUGAAUUAGCUAUGCGUUUGGCACAAGAAACAAACGGUGAAGUUGAACCAAUGCAAUUAAUAAGACCUUUACGUAAACCUGCGAAUGAUCUUCAGAAGUAUUCCUAUGCACAGAUACGUGAUUUAAUUAAUACAUCUUGUGAUCUUGAAUUAUUGGCUGCAUGUAAGGAAGAAUUUCAUCGUCGUUUGAAAGUCUAUCAUUCAUGGAAAUCAAAAAAUCGUAAAGGAAAAAAUGGAUUAGUCGACGAGGAUGAUGAACGUGCACCCAAAUAUAUUAUGGAUAAAGCGGAACCAAUAAACACGAGUGUAGCAGCAGCAUCAACAACAACUUUAUCUAAAUCAAAUUUAUCUACACAUUCGAAAAUCGAAAAAGUAAAUGAACAACGUUUUUUUCGUAUUCCUUUUAUGCGUCCAACUGAUCAAAAUCGUGAAGGCAAUGAGCAGCGAAAAAAAGGAUGGUGGUACGCCCAUUUUGAUGAUAAAUGGAUAGCCAGACAGAUGGAAUUACAUCCCGAGAAAGAGCCCGUUUUAUUAGUGGCUGGUGCUGAAAUAUUGGAAAAUGAAUUUGAACAAGAAUGGUUAAAAAAUGGUGGUAAAACUUAUUUGAAUACACAUUUUGGUCAAAUAUCUUCGAAAUAUGUUGUACAAUUAAUGAAAAAUUAUCGUUAA
This is a messenger RNA of Didymodactylos carnosus, 3672 nucleotides long. The record is from the annotation of a GenBank genome assembly. NCBI's taxonomy places the organism in Eukaryota, Metazoa, Rotifera, Eurotatoria, Philodinida, Philodinidae.